AUGGCUGCAGAGAACUUCGUCACAACGUUGUGUGGCAUCGCCUUGUCAGGGGGUAGCAAGGACGUGCAGCGCGUAGCUGCUGGAAUCCUAAGUACAAUUGUUGUACGGCCUAGGUGUCGCGAUGUCGUUCUCACUGGUUCUUCGCUUCAGGCUGUCCUUGGAGUAGUACUGGAUUCGAAAAUGCCUGAAGUAUACUCGCAGGUAUUAUGGGCGAUAUCGUAUUUGCCGCUGUGCGACGAGUUUGUGCAGCUGCUUCUGGAAAACAAUGUGAUAGAGCGUAUGAAACAGAUGAUGACGGAAGAUCAUGUCGUCGUGCAAACGCAGGCCCGCGCUACUGUUGUCCAACUGAGUGCUAACCCUCAGCUGCGUAGUCGCUUUAUUGAGCUGGGAUUCCUACCCCUCCUUGUCUCCCGCAUCACCACUCGAGAUUUAUCAUGCUGCGAAGCCAGCAUUCACGCCAUGCAAACUCUCAGUGACACCCCGAUACUCUCUGCAAACCUCCUAGACCUCGGGGUAGAAGUUAAGCUUCAAGAAGUGCUCCAUAAAUGUCUUCAAAAUCAACAGAAACCCAUGCUGUCCUCUAAAUCGGCAGCGCCCGUGGGGCACCAAAAAUCCCAAGAUGGACGGCAAGUUUGUCCGGACGCAGACUGUGUGCCAGGAUCUGAAGGAGCUACAUGUGCAUCCGACAGAAAUUCAUCUUGUGGAAUAACUCGAGAUCUCGAAGCGGCGCGAAGUGCAGCCUUACAAUUGCUCUGUCAGCUCUCUCGUCAUGCCGUCCAAGACCAACUGUCUCUGCUUGACGAUGCAACAGUGACCAUGGUUAUCGACUGUUUGGCUAGCACCGAUAUUCGAACGAUCGAAGAAAAGAGAUCAGCAGCGACUCUGCUAAGGCUUUGGACAGGAGCAGAAAGAACAAGGAAACUGUUUCUUGCUCAUAAAGGAGUCGAAUUAAUCCUGCGCCUCAUUAUCUCCACUGAAGAUCCUAUUGUUAUGGAGCAGCUCGCCUGGUGUGUUGGCAAUAUUGCUCAGGGAGAGGGCAGUAUGGAAGUGGAAACUCAACUAGCCGAAUGUGGAGCAGUUGAUGCAGUCCUUUACUACAGCAACUCUAUGCACGAGUCUGUACGGUACCGCGCCGACUGGGCUCUAGGUACCCUACACGGAGACACCCUCAAGUAUAAUGCCCUUCUAGCCAUUAGGAGCAGCGAGGCCCUAGGACUUCCCGAACAUCACUGCCGCCACCGAGAAUCGCUUAGGCAAAAAUGGGGCUUUCGAAACGUCCCUGGCAUUGAUGAACUAGUGGAUCCGUCGAAAGAAAAAACAACGGGCCCUAGAGUCUCAAGGUCACCCACCAAUGACCUGAAUUGCUUGGCCAUCAACCAGCUCCACGGAGCACAUCACUCGGACGCAUCAUCUGCUGAAAAGUUGGAGGUGACUGAGGCACCGCCUGGCGAGAAGCAAGCACUCGAGCCCAACCGUACCAGCGGUCAGAUCGCACGACAGCAUGUGUAUGCAGAAGGCCCGCACGGGUGAGGCAGGCAGUGUCAGCUCUGUGCC
This is a messenger RNA of Toxoplasma gondii ME49, 1554 nucleotides long. RefSeq names its product Armadillo/beta-catenin family repeat-containing protein. The coding region runs from base 1 to 1530 and encodes 509 amino acids. Lineage: Eukaryota; Apicomplexa; Conoidasida; Eucoccidiorida; Sarcocystidae. The transcript has a single exon. The record is from RefSeq and is a predicted model, not a curated record.